CGCCGGCUCCCAGCUCAGCGCAAGAUGGCGGCGGGCGCGUCGGACCCACUGGAGGAGAUGCUGCUCUUCUCCGAGGAGGUGGACGAGAAGGCGCUCAGCGACCUGGUGGGAUCCCUGGAAUCGCAGCUGGCCGGCGGCCGCGGCCCCGCUGAGCCGCCCCCGCCCAGGACCUCCGCCCCGUCCCAGCAGCCGCAGCAGGGGAGCCUGGCGGGGGACAGCAGCCCCGGCCGGCAGCAGCACGGCCGCCCCGCGCCCCCUCCCGCGCCCGGGGCAGGGGAGGCGGCGGGGCGCCCCGGCAGCGCGGGGAGCCGAGCCCCCGCCCAGGGGCCUCUCCCGGCCCCGUCUCCCCCGGCGGCGGCGGCAGCGGCGGCGGGGAGGGGAGCGAGUGUAAACAGUAGUAGUGUGCAGCAAUCACAUGGAGCGGCUCCCGGCGGCGGCAGCCCCGCCGCUCCCGCCCCGCCGCAGCCCGCCGCCCCUGCCCAGCCUGUCAACAACCAUGUGGCCGCUGCAGCCGCCGCCGCGCGGGACGCGGGGAGCCCCGGCCCCGGCCCCAGCCCGCCCGCCGCCGACGGCGCGCCCGGGGCCGCGGGGGGCGGCGGAGCAGCGGCGGGAGCGGCCGAGGGCGCCGCCGCUGCCCCCGCGCCGCGCCCCGGCCAGGCGGCGCCCAACGGGGAGGGCGCGGGGGCCCGACCGGCCGCGGUGCCGCCCGUCAGCGGGCACGGCGGGGCCGCCGCCGCGCAGCCCCAGCCCGCGCCCGGCGCGCUGCCCGCGGUCACCGCGCUCGGCGCCUCCGCCAGCCCCGCGCCCGCACCGCCGGCCCCGGGCUCGGCCCCGCCGGCCCCCGCGGCCCCCGCCGCGCCCAAGCCCGCGGUCACCGCCAAGGCGGGCGCUGCCCUGCCCGCCGCCCCCCAGGCCGUGUCGCCGCGGCCGGCGCUGGGCGCUGCCCCCCGGAUCGUGGCCCCGCAGCUGAUCGUGCGGCCGCCGCCGCAGACCACCAUCCAGCUGCCGCCCGGCUUCACCAUCCCGCCCGGGAUGGUGCUGGUGCGCACGGACGCCGGACAGCUCGUCAUGGUGCCCCAGCAGGCCCUGGCACAGGCUCAGAUGCAGGCCCAGGUGCAGACACAGGGACAGGGUCCUGCCAACAUGUCACCCAGGCUUUCUGUGCCCACCACUGGCCCUGUGUUUCGCCUCUCAACAGCUCAGCAGCCAACGUCCGUGGGCACCUCCAGCGUCCGCCUGGGGCUCCCCGUGCAAGCCAAGGUGGUGCCAUCGACAGCAGCGCCCGCCAGCGCCACAGCCACGCUGCCAGGAGGGGCUGUGCUGUCCCACACCACGGUAACAGUAGCUACGACGAGCGCUCCCAACCUGUUCAAGACGACGGUGGCAGGUGGAGCUGCAGCCUCCCAGCAGCCUGCAGUGCUCAGCAGUGCCCAGAGCCAGGGCUCAGGGGCGGGGCAGCCACGGCUGCCACUGCCCCCUCCCACGGCAGCGCAGGUGCCAGCACAGCCCCUGGUCAUCCCCAGCUCCCCUGUGCCUGGCACCACCGUGGUCUCACAGGAAAUGCAAGAGAAUGUGAAAAAAUGUAAAAACUUUUUAGCUACCCUUAUAAAACUUGCUUCUCAUAAUUCACCAUCUCCUGAAACGUCCCGCAAUGUGAAAGCUCUGGUUCAAGAUUUGUUGGAUGCAAAGAUUGAUCCAGAAGAAUUUACAGGCCGCCUUCAAACAGAACUCAAAUCAUCUCCUCAGCCAUAUCUCGUACCUUUCCUUAAGAAAAGUCUACCUGCACUGAGACAAUCUUUACUGAACAGUCAGCAUUUGGUUUUGCAAGGCCAGCCGUCUCAGCAGUCACUCCAACAGACCAAGCUCUCUGCAGUGAUACCUCAGUCUGCCUCGGGAAUCUCCUCUGUUGUCACCACUCAGACAAUAGGAAUAAGGCAACCAAACAACAUUUGCACAGUCUCUGUAUCAAAUACAGUGCAGCCUCCUCAGGUUAAGGUGGUACAGUCAAAUCAGAGUUCUCAACUGCAGAUUAUCCAGUCAACAUCUGCUCAAACUGUGAAACGAGCCCCUGCUUGCCAGACUACCCAGAUUAGGAUGCCAGUGGUAAUAACUCAGACCAUUAGACCACAAGGCACAGUAGGGAAGGCACCAACAAUACAAGCCAGUAAAAGUCCUGGGGGCUUUGGUGUUCAGGUCUCUGCAAAUCAGAAAAACAAGCUGAAUGACCCUGGAGGUGGUUCUUUCAGAGAUGAUGAUGACAUCAAUGAUGUUGCCUCUAUGGCUGGUGUUAACCUUAAUGAAGAAAGUGCCCGAAUUAUGGCCACCAACUCUGACUUGGUUGGAUCCCAGAUGCAGUCCUGUAAAGAUGAACCCUUUCUUGCUGCUAUACCUCUCCAUAAACGCAUACUUGAAACGGCUAAAAAACUAGGAAUUACUGAUGUGCCAGCUGAGGUGGUUACUUUUAUUUCCCAUGCAACACAGAGCAGAUUAAGGACAGUGAUAGAGAAGGUGACAGUGAUAACCCAGCACCGGAUGGAGUCGUACAAAGACGAUGAGUGGUACGAACAAGCCUCAGACGUCCGAUCCCAGCUGAAGUUCUUCGAGCAGUUGGAGCGCUUGGAAAAGCAAAGGAAAGAUGAACAAGAGAGGGAAAUUUUGCUGAAGGCUGCCAAGAGUCGCUCAAGGCAAGAAGACCCAGAGCAAGCUAGACUGAAACAAAAAGCAAAGGAGAUGCAGCAGCAGGAGCUGGCCCAGAUGAGGCAGAGGGACGCCAACCUGACGGCGCUGGCAGCCAUCGGCCCCCGCAAGAAACGGAAGCUGGAUGCUCCUGGCCUGCUCACCAUAGGAGGAGAGGGCGUGGGGCUGUGCGGGGGCAGCCCGGCGGGGCUGGGCACGGGCUCCCCCCGGCAGUACCCCCGGCAGAAAAUCACUCGAGUCAACCUCAGGGACUUCAUCUUCUACAUGGAGCAGGAGCGGGACAUGAGCCAUUCGCUCCUGCUCUACCGAGCUCUGCUUAAAUAAAGCCAACAGUCCUACUGAGUGCUCCACGGAAGCUCAACUUGCUUUGAAAGCUGUCAUUUUAAUGUGCCUUCUAUUUUUUUCAGAAGUCAAUGUUCCGGUAAUUUUGUUUUGUAAAAUUGUCAGACACAUGCAAUAAAUUCCCUUUAUGUAAAAAUAUAUAUAUAUAUAUAUAAACCACAGAAAAUGUGCAAAAGGUUUUAAAAUGUUAACUCCACAAAAAAAAAAAAAAUCAACAUCAAAGUCUUGCUCCAUCUGGCCAUUUUAGGUAAGGCUGAAGUAGCUGGUGUUGAAGUUACACAAAUGCAGUGGAUCACCCAAACCAUCUCCUGGCCAGGCCUGGGACAGGUUCACAGGAGUGGUCCCAGCCUUGUGUUCACCUGAGUGUUCACUCCUGGUG
This is a messenger RNA of Zonotrichia leucophrys gambelii, 3418 nucleotides long. RefSeq names its product transcription initiation factor TFIID subunit 4-like. Gene Ontology annotation, molecular function: DNA binding; protein heterodimerization activity; RNA polymerase II general transcription initiation factor activity. NCBI's taxonomy places the organism in Eukaryota, Metazoa, Chordata, Aves, Passeriformes, Passerellidae. The coding region runs from base 25 to 3021 and encodes 998 amino acids. Gene Ontology annotation, biological process: transcription initiation at RNA polymerase II promoter; DNA-templated transcription. The record is from RefSeq and is a predicted model, not a curated record. Gene Ontology annotation, cellular component: transcription factor TFIID complex. The transcript has 15 exons.